AUGUUUUAUUCUCUACCAGUUGAAGUUCAAUUUGACGUCUUAAAAUGUCUUAAUUUCAAUCAAUUAUUUUCUGUUAAACAAACCAACUUUUACCUGCGCAAUUUAAUUAAUAAAUAUGAAAAUGGAUUGGCUCGAAUGGAAUUUGGUCGGCUCGAAAUUGUAAAUAUUUAUUAA
This is a messenger RNA of Meloidogyne enterolobii, 174 nucleotides long. The record is from the annotation of a GenBank genome assembly. Lineage: Eukaryota; Metazoa; Nematoda; Chromadorea; Rhabditida; Meloidogynidae.